AUUAAGAUAAACUUGCACAUACUCCUGAACACUGGAGAAAUGCCUCCUUACCGAUCCAAAACUCAGCACAAAAAGGUUGGAAAAGACAAAGCAUUGAAUCAUGAGAAAAAAGUAAGCUCCCCAGGAGAUUCAAAGAUCCAUUAUGGGAGACGGCGGGAAGGUAAGAGCAAAAGUCAGUUGAAGAACAAAGAGUCAUUGCCUGAAAAAGAUGACAACCUUGAGCAAGACCCUUUAAAAACCCAAGGGCUGGCCAAGGAAAGCAAAGAGAAUGGCCAUGAAGAGCUAUUCUUGGGGGAGAGAGCCUAUGAGAGAAAUGAUAAAAAAGAAUCUGGUUUGGGGAGAAAACAUGGAGAACAAUUAGUGUCCAAGUUAGAGAGGAAAAAAGCAAAGGCCUGCAAACCACAGGAGGUGAAAUCAGUACAAGAAAGUGAGGACAACAGUGAUAAGGAGGAAAAGACUGCCACAAACAGCAAGAAAUGCAGUAUUAAAAGGAAGUGCGGAAAGCAUCCUAGUGUUAUUGAAAAAGUCAGCGACUCAGAGUCUGUAGAGUCCUCUGCAGUACAGAGUGUUGAAGGCUCUUUUCAGAAACACGACUUGCCACAGAAGGCACACAGUGCCAUGCAUGGGAAGAAGUACAAUGAGGAUCAUGGCAUUAAGAAAGCUUCUAAACACAAGUCAGGUUCUCAGUUCCAAGGCAGGAUUGCAAGGGAAAAAGGUGAGAGAAUAGGGAAAAAGCAAGUUGGAAAACGUACCCAGAUUAUGUUUACUGGAAGUGCAGAAGAAAAGUUCCUGGAAACCUCCAAUAACUCUGGUUCUGACUCCAGCAAGGAAAGCCAUUGUGCCUAUAAAAAAGAGACUUCAGUGGACAGCACUGCAAGCAGCGAAGAGAAGAGUAACACUUCAGAAGAUAGCACCAGUGAGAAAGAAGCUAUGCUGGAAGAUAUUCCUGUGGCUGAAGGAAAAGGCUACAAGGAACUACGCGGUGAAAGCAAUGAAGCAUCUAGUAAGACUGAAAGAGAGCAGAUGACCACAGAUGGAAGGAAAGAAUCUGAGGAGGAAGGCACUGACUUUGCAGGAUUAGAGGCGGAGGAGAAAAUGAGGAAGCAAGAUGACAUGCCAAGACAUCCAAGAUGUACUCUAGCUGAGAGCAGUGAGGAAAGUGAUGAUGUGAGCAUUUCAGGAUCCCAACUCAUAAGUCCUAAGAACAGAGAAAACGGUAAUACCACAGGAAGCAAGGAAAAUAUGUUAGAAAAUGACAAGGUUCAGGAUAUGUCAAAAGAUGAACAUGAUAAUUCUAGUGACAGUGGGGAGAACAGCACUGAAGUGAAUGCUGAAAAAGGAAAAGAAAGGGCAAGAAGAAAACCACUGCCUAGUGCUGUGAAGGCAAAACUCCCCAUUAGCAAAGCACUUCAGGGAACUGAACAGGAAAAAAAGGUGAAUGAUGAAGGCAGCACACUGGAAGACAGCCCUUUGCUUUUCAAGCAGCAAUUGACAUUGAAAGAGAAAUGCAUGAAAUGUGGGAGUACAGAACGAGGUGAAGUGGUAGGACGUAUACAGAGGGAUGGUUCUUCAGACUGCAGCAAGCAGGCGGUAGCAGCGAUGAUGCUUACUAAGAAAUACUCUUCUCAAUCCCAAAUCCUUCUCAAUCUGAAAAGCAAACAUAAAAAUGCUGAGACCAAACUAUUAACAAGCUGUAAACUAAAUCCUGCCCAGAUGGCUUUGGAAACCAGCUCUGAACUGAAAAAUGUUGGAAGUGUCUGUUCAAAACCUACAACUCUACAAACCUUCGGUACACAGAACGAACCCAACAUAGCUCAGAGUUUAGGAGAGAAAAGAUUAAGUCUUUCAAGUGUGUCAAGCUGCUCCUCUAUUACAAAAAAAUCAUCUGAUAAGCAGCACCUUGGCAAGAAGAAGAAAGUUGGAAAAGUUACUGGAAAAAUUAAACUGGGUUCACGCCAGACUUUUGAGGCAAAAAAAGAGAAAGCAGAAGAAGUAGUUGCAGAGGCGCCUUCUGAAAAAGCAAAUGUGCGUGAUGGGAAAGGAUCCAAGUACUUGCACACCACCCAUUCUACUUUUAGAAAAGUCACCACCCGGCUUGGUCAAAAACCUUCCAAGAAAGCAAGCCUGAAAGCUCGCCUUUUGAGCGUGGCACGUGCAAUUGGUAUUUCAGGAUGGCUCUUGAAGAAAUUUGGAAAGAGGAAGAGGAGCAGUAAGCCUUUCUGGCUGAGAAGUAGAAUGGCUAUCAGGAUUGUAAGUACUGCUGGGUGGGUUGGUCAGUCUGACAAAACCUGCUCUGAUGUAGCCAGACAGCUGGGGAGGGGUGAGAUGAAUGACAAAGGAUCUUCUCCUCCAUUAGCGGAGGGGAGAGGGGGCCCUAAAACAUCAGAGGAACUGGGACGUGCUGAUAUGCCUUCUGGUGAUUCCCCUCUUCAUGGAACCGUUUCUUUUCCAUACUCACUUAGCUUGGAUGAGGACAAGAACAAUAUUCCUGAUGCCAAGUUCGCUGUAGUUCUCCCCAGAAUGCACAGCGUGGUUAAGUCAAAGACCUCCGUACCUGCGGGCUCUGGAAAUGGUCGUUCCCUAGAGAAACUGAGAGCUCUAUCAGAGAGAAGAUCUGUGAUGCCUGUGCAACAGGGCUGUGGAUUCAAGCGUGACCUUCCCAGAUCUUUGAUGGAUCAAAGCCUUCAGAGAAACAGCGAACAAUGUUCCUGCAAUAGUGAAAUGUUUGCAUCAACAAGUACAAGACAGGUGACAUCUACUGCAACCCAGUGCAGAGUGACCAACCUUCUGAGCUCCUUGCCCCAGCAGAUAAAAACACCUGAGAGUGCUGCCACAUCCCAUUUGUCCACUGGGCAAACUUUGCAGCCUCACCACAAAGAUGCUCACCUUUCCCUUUCUUCAAAAGCAUCUGGAAAUUAUUGUUGUGCUCCAGGCUUCUUUCCACCUCAAAAAGAGGAUCCAACAUGUACAACAGAAUAUUCCAGGGAGGUGGAUGUCAAAGAGAAUUCAGGUGGCCUCCAGACUGUAAGUUCCAAAGCCAUACCUUGUGUUCACUGGUCCCAGCAGCAGGCUCAGGGAUGUGAUCCUGUGGCAUGGUUGAACUCUGAAUUGCUGCUCCCACAAAUCACCACUGAGAACCUCAGCAAAUGGGCCAUCUACAAGGAUCCACAUCUGACCAGCAGCCAUGUGGUGAAGGUCUGCAAGGAUCAGUGGGAGGCAGAAGACAUCACUGACGAUAUGCUGGAGAUGGAUUUCGUGCAGAAACAGGUGUACAUGGGUGAAGACCACAGAGUAGAAGUUGAGGAGAUAGAAGAUCUAACCAGACUGGAGUACGUGUUGUCAGUGGUAUUCUGCAGCUAAUUGAAGGUCACAGAGGCUUGUUUGUUAUCCUUAAAGCUCUUGCUGGCUCAGCAACAAAAAGCACAUUAUACAUCCUUGGCUACAACAUGGGAAAAUGCCGUUCUCGUUGCAUGAAGUGGGUGGUAAGUUGGGAAGACUUGCAGGAGGAGAAGGACAUUUUUAUGUUGUGUGCCUACUGACGAUGGCAUCUGUGGCUUUAGUGACUCCUGUUGCUUUCAGCUAUGUCAAACUCAGGCCCUAUGUCUUUAGCAGCUUUUAAUCACGGGUUGUUAAUCAUGCUGUUGUUGAAAUAGGAGCACCUAACACCGCUUCUUUUGCAUGUCCUGGCACCCUUUACCCUUGUGAUCCUGCUUAGAGAAACAACUCUAAAGGCUGUGUGCAAGGAGUUGUGAUCACACAGAUAUGGACAGGUUGGACACUGAGCUUUGGCUGUUCUAUUCUCUCUGAUGUGCUUAUUCCUGGACACGUUGGAAACAGAUGAAGGCAAUGAACAGUUUCAGAUCCCAGCCUCCCACAGAAUCCCUGG
Molecule: messenger RNA, 3886 nt
Organism: Cygnus olor (mute swan)
Lineage: Eukaryota; Metazoa; Chordata; Aves; Anseriformes; Anatidae
Exons: 2
Coding region: 40-3360 (1106 amino acids)
Source: RefSeq, a predicted model, not a curated record